This is a messenger RNA of Musa acuminata subsp. malaccensis (wild Malaysian banana), 1186 nucleotides long. RefSeq names its product transcription factor UNE12. Lineage: Eukaryota; Viridiplantae; Streptophyta; Magnoliopsida; Zingiberales; Musaceae. Gene Ontology annotation, molecular function: DNA-binding transcription factor activity, RNA polymerase II-specific; protein dimerization activity; RNA polymerase II cis-regulatory region sequence-specific DNA binding. Gene Ontology annotation, biological process: regulation of transcription by RNA polymerase II. Gene Ontology annotation, cellular component: nucleus. The record is from RefSeq and is a predicted model, not a curated record.
AUAAUUUCUCUAUCAUUCCGCAUUCUCCGUUACCAAACGAAAAGCCAUCGUCCGAGCGGCCGCCGCCAUGGCGAACCAACCGCCGCAUCAGCAGCCGGACGGCAUGGCCGACGACUUCUUCGAGCAGAUCUUCUCCCUGCCCUCAUCUUACACCGCCGGCGGGGACGCCGGCCUCGGCGGAGCCGACGGUAGCCUCGCCGGGGUUCCCCUCCACCGGAGGCCAGCCGACGUACCCGGUGGCGUAGGUUGCGCGUUCCCCCUGGGGCUGAGCUUGGAGCAGGGCUCCUCGAGCGGGAAGCGUCUUCGCGAGGACCCGGAGGGAAAGGCGGAGAGGGAUACGUUUCCGUCGGCGGGGUUGUUUGCUCCGGGGUUCGGCCACAUCCAGUCCCAUCAAAUGCGACCUAAUCCUCCUCCUCCUCAGGCUUUCCAUGGUCAAGCCAAGCAAGGUGGAGUUGCAGCCUUUCCACAACCUCCAGCUCCACGACCAAAGGUGCGGGCAAGGCGUGGCCAGGCCACUGAUCCUCAUAGCAUUGCUGAGCGAUUACGUAGAGAAAGAAUAGCGGAAAGAAUUAGAGCGUUGCAGGAAUUGGUACCCAACACUAACAAGACAGAUAGAGCGGCCAUGCUUGAUGAGAUUCUAGACUAUGUGAAGUUUUUGAGGUUGCAAGUGAAGGUACUAAGCAUGAGCAGGCUCGGCGGUGCUGGUGCUGUGGCACAGCUGAUUGCUGAUAUUCCCCUGGCAGUUGAGGGAGAGGCAGGCAAGGGCGGUACCAACCAACAGGUGUGGGAGAAGUGGUCGACAGAUGGCACAGAACGGCAAGUAGCAAAGCUUAUGGAGGAAGAUAUUGGAGCGGCAAUGCAGUUCCUUCAGUCCAAGGCUCUCUGCAUGAUGCCGAUUUCACUGGCCAUGGCAAUCUAUGACGCACACCAGCCUGAUGCCCAACCAGUCAAGCCUGAACCCGACACCCCUUCAUAACGAAAGCAAUUAACCUAACCUGUUUCAUCAGUAUAACAAUAUGUACCAAUCAACUCAGCUAUCAUAUGAUGUCAUUUUCUACCUUUUUUCUUUUGUCAAAGGUUGUAUGAUUGCAAGCCUAUGGUUAGCGAAGAGUCUACUCAUCUCGACAAAUCUUCCAAUAUGCUUUUGAAUGAUGGGAGGAAAGUCGGCAAAGUUCUUUCCUGCUCA